This is a messenger RNA of Aricia agestis (brown argus), 932 nucleotides long. RefSeq lists its product as uncharacterized. The record is from RefSeq and is a predicted model, not a curated record. NCBI's taxonomy places the organism in Eukaryota, Metazoa, Arthropoda, Insecta, Lepidoptera, Lycaenidae. Gene Ontology annotation, biological process: sensory perception of taste. The transcript is spliced from 7 exons. Gene Ontology annotation, cellular component: membrane. The coding region runs from base 1 to 867 and encodes 288 amino acids.
AUGGCACUUGUUGACCAGAGUAUCUGGCUACGAUGGCUACUUAGCAACGUCACCAGUCGGUCGCCAGGUGUUGUCUUUAAGGAUAUUGUUUUAUACAUAAUGUUUGUCGUGGAGAGUACCACCUUGUCUCUGAUGAUGAUGCAGUUCGCGCUCCUAGUCCUACACACCGUCAACGCGGUUAAGCUCAUCAACAGGCGUCUUGAAAUUAUUUUAUUAAAUCUAGAAAGUAAAAAGCUUAUCUUAGCAGAGGAAGUAAAUGUUUCAACGCCUUUAUACGACAAUAUAAAAAUACCAUUAUCCUCAAUCAAUAGAACGAUAGAUAUGUUAGGGAAUAUCAACCAAAUUGUGAUUGCAGAUCCAUCUGGAAAUCACAAUAACACUGAAAACAUGCGUUUACUAGUUAAAACAUUUGAUUCUAUUUGCGAAGCUCUAAGAAAACUUAACAGAUACUUUGACAUAGAGAUACUUAUUGAAACUCUACUAUAUGCAUUUUCGAUAUGGCGUGUCUUCAACGUUUUUGUCGAAGUGAUGUAUUUUGCAACAGAUACACCAAAAUAUAUUGAAUUUAUAAAGUUUAUAAGCUGGGGAGUUUACUAUUUAUUGCAACUCUAUACAUUAAUAGAACCGUUUUAUCAAAUAGGGAUAGAAGUGGAGCAAACUCGCUUUCUGUUGAGUCAAAUGAUGACCAAAGUGGAUUCUUCUGAUGAUCUUCUGUGGGUAGAAGUUAACAAGUUCAAUACUUUACUCUCUUAUCAGAACUUCUCUCAUGCUGCUGCCAAUAUCUGUAAUCUUGAUAGAGCACUUGUUCUUAAAAUAAUCAGUGCAGUCGUAACAUUCUCAGUAACGUUGCUUGAUUUAACUAAAUAGAGUUUAGUGUUAAUUGAUCGAGUUAAGUAUGUUAGUACUUAAAAUGUAGAGAUCACUGUGUUACC